Cylicostephanus goldi is the source of this 228-nucleotide messenger RNA. The record is from the annotation of a GenBank genome assembly. NCBI's taxonomy places the organism in Eukaryota, Metazoa, Nematoda, Chromadorea, Rhabditida, Strongylidae.
AUGACCUAUGAUGUGGGAUAUCCAGGCCGCCUCGGCGAUGCUGGAGUAUUUCGCUCCUUGGAGCUCAAGGUCCGUUUUGUAAUCAUGAGUUUGGUGUUCUAUAUCAAGAAGUUUUACAGAGGUUUCUGGAUACCCACGACGGUAGAUCUCCACCAACUCGGUAUCAUCGGUCCCGUCCAGUACCAUAUUUUAGUAAACGGUGGUUUUGGACAAGGACAGGCUUAUUAG